CUAGACAGCCAUUGCAGUGUCGUGGCUCUAUAACAAAACGGGGAAGGAAAAGAGGACCUGGAUUUGCUGGCUCUACUUUGAUCUGGGGACCGAUUUUCAUGGUUGUAAGAGCAAUCAACCCUAACGAAUUCAUCCACGCGUAUCUAACAGGAUUCAACAACUCCGGAUAUGUCAUUCUUACUUGAUUGGAUAUAUAGUGGUUUCAGUAGUGUACUGCAGUUUCUAGGGCUGUACAAGAAAUCUGGCAAGUUAGUAUUUCUUGGCCUGGACAAUGCUGGCAAGACAACGCUAUUGCACAUGCUCAAAGACGACAGACUGGGACAGCAUGUGCCAACUUUACAUCCGACCUCGGAAGAGCUGACGAUUGCUGGCAUGACCUUCACCACCUUUGACCUUGGAGGCCAUGCACAAGCCCGCAGAGUCUGGAAAAACUACCUCCCUGCCAUCAAUGGUAUCGUCUUCCUCGUGGAUUGCGCAGACUACACCAGAUUGCCCGAAUCAAAAACAGAGCUUGAUGCACUCAUGACAGAUGAGACCAUUGGAAAUGUGCCUAUUUUGAUCCUGGGCAACAAGAUCGACAGACAAGAGGCCAUCAGCGAGGAGCGGCUAAGGGAGAUGUUUGGACUGUACGGACAGACAACGGGCAAGGGCAACAUUCCCAUGAAGGAGCUGAACACGAGACCACUGGAGGUGUUCAUGUGUAGUGUGCUGAAGAGGCAGGGCUACGGCGAGGGUUUCCGUUGGCUCUCCCAGUACAUCGACUAAAGCAGCCGUGUCCAAUAACAUCGUUCGCCGCCACCACCACCAACGGUGGCGCUAAAACCCGACUACCCAAAUGCCCACUGUUGCCACCGGUACCACCAUCUUCAGCCCAACGUUUGGUUCAAUAAAUCUGCCUCCACUAACAGAGACACAAGUACAACUUGAAUCCAAUAGACUUUUAUUGGCUGAACGUUUCAUUACACAUAUUAAGAAAACAAACAUGUACCUGGUACACACACACGCCUCUCCCAUUGUGUGUGUGUGUCUCUCUCUCUAUAUCUGUCUCUGUCUCUUUCUCUUUCCCAGUGUAUAUUUGCAAAGUAACAUGGCAUCAGUUCUGCAACAAAGGUGUUCAAAUUCAGAAGGAUCAAUCUUUUCUAGAUCAUGGCCACUGUUUUCGGCCUUCUUUCAAUCUUGCCCUCCCCUCAAGUAGUUUUCCGUCGAGUGUGAUCUGUACAUGAUUCUGUUUGCAUAGCAACAACCCCCCCCCCCAUCCUACACAUUUAAAACGGUGACAAACGAGUGUUGUUGCAGGAGUUUUUUAACAGGAAAGAUGACAUACAGACAGUGUGUUUUAAUAUCACAUAAGUGUGUUUUAAUAUCACAUAACUAUUUCUCAUCUCUUUUGCCUUUCCAUUUUUUUCUUUUGUUUUAAUAAAUGUAAAACACAUGGCCAGGAAUCGAGCCCUCACCUGUAAAAGACAUGUCUGCACAUUUAUCAAAAUGGAGCUUUUAGUUUAUUUCCAUGUAACAAGAACUUUGUUCUUUUUUUUGUCACAUUUACUUUUGUAAGUUUGGGCACUUUCUUUAGGGGGAACAGCUUUUUUUUUUAAUUAUUAUUAUUUUGUGGGCAUAGUAAUAAUGAAUGGAUCUAAGAAGUGGGUUGGGUCUCUCCUUCAGAGUAGCGUGGGGUGGAACAAGGCCACACAGCAAACGGGAGGAGAUUUUUAAUAAAUAUUGACUAACCAUUUCUCACCCUUGUGAGGUUUGUUGUCAAAAUUGCCUAGAUAGCACAAGUAAUGAUCAGACAAAACUAUUUAACUGUGAAUGAAAUUAUUAAAAAAGAAAUAGCUUGAUGGUAACAUGCAGUAAGAGACAAAGAAGGAGGAAAAUUAAAAUGCACACUUGUGUAUACGUAAGUGAGGUUGGCAUAUUUGUAACAUCUAGAAGUUGUCAACGUUAGAAGUCCAUUAUCCAAAGGAAUUGCCCAGCAGACCUCUCACAGGGUGGAACAAAUGACCAAUUGUGGAUAACCGAGGACAUAGUCCAACUGAAGAAACAGAUAGAUUCGCCUGAGACAACACUAAGAAAGGGACCAUAUAUCUAUAUCAAUGUACGAUAUGUACAUGAGCAUCGUACAUGGACAUUUUCUUCUUUUUUUUUUCUUCCUUUUUACAAAGCCGUAUACCCUGGUCCAUGUGCAUUACCAGAAACUAUUAUGCAUGCCUUGUUCUUUUGAUAAUUUUUUUAAAGACCAUUAUUCCAGCAAGUGUAACGCAAAAAGCAGAUGCCAAAAUUAACAAUGUUAAGAAAUUGGAGAGCUGACUGUCAUUUUUUUUAAAGGAAAAAUAAUGGAAUGGUGCCUAAUACACUUUUUUUUUCCUCCCGUCCCUUUGUGUCUCCUUUAUUUCCUCAUGACUCCAUGAUGAGCUGUUCCAACGAGGGAGAAACUUGCUGUUGUUUGCAUCAUAAAAAAAAUGUAAUAAAUGUUUGCAAUGAAUAAGGCUGAACACUUGUCCCCAGUGAGGAU
Molecule: messenger RNA, 2512 nt
Organism: Lampris incognitus (smalleye Pacific opah)
Lineage: Eukaryota; Metazoa; Chordata; Actinopteri; Lampriformes; Lampridae
Gene: sar1b
Product: secretion associated, Ras related GTPase 1B
Exons: 7
Coding region: 169-765 (198 amino acids)
Biological process (GO): vesicle organization; membrane organization; intracellular protein transport
Cellular component (GO): COPII vesicle coat; endoplasmic reticulum exit site
Molecular function (GO): GTP binding; GTPase activity
Source: RefSeq, a predicted model, not a curated record